Oenanthe melanoleuca is the source of this 2721-nucleotide messenger RNA. It is a transcript of the gene SNX21, whose product is annotated as sorting nexin family member 21. Gene Ontology annotation, molecular function: phosphatidylinositol phosphate binding; protein binding. Gene Ontology annotation, biological process: protein transport. NCBI's taxonomy places the organism in Eukaryota, Metazoa, Chordata, Aves, Passeriformes, Muscicapidae. The record is from RefSeq and is a predicted model, not a curated record. Gene Ontology annotation, cellular component: early endosome membrane. The coding region runs from base 1196 to 2308 and encodes 370 amino acids. The transcript has 3 exons.
GAGAGAUUUGGAGCAUGAGCCCCAUGAUUUGGGGUCCCAAGUGCUGUUGGCACCUGGUUCCGGAAAUGGCUCCAUUUUUUCGUGCUUCUGAGGAGUGGGAAUUAUGCCCGGCACCUCCUCGAAGGCUCAGUCCUCACACUCACAGCCCGUGCCAGCCACUGCUGCCAGGACUGGCUGGGCCUGGUGGCUCUGGGGACGCACUAGCCAAGUAGCCCAUGUCCCGUGGUGCUCGGAGACUCAGGGCUGCAGUGGGGUCAGGGUGACAGAUCCCUGUCCCACAAGGUCCCAGUGCCAGGGACAUCAGGGGUUUCCUGGCUCCUGGUUUGGCCAGGUUUCACCAGGUGGGAACUGUGAACGAGUCCAGCCCCUAGUGCAUCCCACCCUGUCCAGGGAAGCUCUGGGGUCCCAUCUGAGCCCGGGUGGGGUGCACAGCACUGGAACAGGGUGAAGUGAGCAAGCAAUGGACAGAGUGAUGGCAGCAGCUGGGCUGAUUCCUCGAUAUUUAUAGACAUUCCCAAGGAAGUGGUGAGGAGACAGCAGGCGGGCACUAAAAAAGGCUGGGCAAGUGCUAGAGGUGCAGCCUGGCCAUGGGGCGCAUGGCGAGGCCGACUGAGGCCAGGGUGGCAGGGUGCCAAGGUGACCCAGGGGACCGGGAUCGGGAGCCUGAGUCUGGGAUACCAGGACACAGGGGUGUUGGGGAACCUGCCUGUCAGGGCACAGCGGUGCCAGGGUAGUGGGGUAUCUACACCCUGGGGCACUACACCGCCGAGCACCGGAGUGUUGAGCUCCAGUGGCCCCAGGGCAAAUACCCGGGGCUCGGCCCGACCAGGACAUCCCGGACAGGGGACAAAGCAGCCGAGACCGGGACGGGCGGGGUCGGUUCCUAAGCAGGGACUGCGGGCAGCGCCGGCCCGAGCCCUGACCCUGAUCCCAGAGUCCCGGGCGGCGCCGCAGGCGCUGAUCCCGAUCCCGGCCGUGCCGGGCGGUGCCGGCUCCACCGCCCCGAUCCGGGUUCCCGGCGGAGGCGGAGCCGCGCAGGGAGGAUCCCGGGACGAGCCGUGGCGGAGCGGCCAUCGCUUGGCAUCACCCGGCUCGGCCCGGCCUGGGGCAGCACCGGGAGGGUGUCCCGGUGCCGGGCUGUACCCGGUGGGGCUGUGCCGCGGUGGGCAGCCCCCGGCCCGGACCCCCGGCAGCGAUGGCCGCCCGCAUCCUGCACCGGCUGCGGCACGCGCUGGCGGGCGAGGGCGGCCGGGAGGAGCCGGCGGGCGGCGGCGGCGAGGCCGAGGACUGCCCGGAGAGCUCGGAGCUGGAGGACGACACCGAGGGGCUGUCGACGCGCCUCAGCGGCACCCUGAGCUUCACCAGCCACGAGGACGACGAGGAGGAGGAGGAAGGAGACGGAGCUAGCGAGGAGCUGGAGGAGCCGCCGCAGGCGCCGGGAGCGGCAGCAGGCACGGAGGACGGAGGCAGGUGCUGGGGCGAGUGGGUCUCUGCGGCUGAGCGUCCCGGCGGCAGCCUGCUGACCCGACAGCUGCAGGAGCUGUGGCGGAGGUCGCGGGGCAGCCUGGCACCGCAGCGGCUGCUCUUCGAGGUGACCAGCGCCAGCGUGGUCAGCGAGCGCUCUUCCAAGUACGUGCUCUACACCAUCUACCUGAUCCGCUCUGGCCAGUUUGACAAGGCCCCUGCCACCAUCGCCCGGCGCUACUCAGACUUUGAGCAGCUGAACCGCCGCCUGCGCUGCCGCUUCAGCUGCGACAUGGCCAGCGUUGCCUUUCCCAGGAAGAGACUGCGCCGGAACUUCACUGCUGAGACCAUUGCCAAGCGGAGCCGAGCCUUCGAACAGUUCCUGUCCCAUCUGCACUCCAUUGAUGAGAUCCGCCGUUCUCCUGAGUUCCUCGAGUUCUUCUUCCUGCCAGACCUGCAGGUUGCGCAGCGCCUGACCUGCACGGGCAUGUACCGCGAAGCCCUGGCCACCUGGGCCAAUGCCUACCGGCUGCAGGACCGCCUGGGGGUCUGCAACUCUGGCCGCUUCCUGCUGACGCUGGCUGGGCUGGCCGUGUGCCACCAGGAGCUGGACCAGCUCAGUGAGGCCCAUGGCUGUUGCGAGCAGGCACUGCAGCUACUGGAGGCCCAAGGCAGCCACCCACUCCUGGGACCCUUCCUGCAGGCCCAUGUCCACCUGGCCUGGAAGGUGGGCAAGGACAAGCGGCGCUCAGAGGCCCGGCUGCAGGACCUGCGGGAAGCUGGGCUGCCCCUGCAGCAGCAGCCUUCCCUGAAGGAAUGCCUGAUCAAGGAGCCUCUGGAAUGAGCUGACUGUGCCCACAUGGGUGGGAGGGCAAGGGCUAUGGGGGGCUCAUGCCUGUGGCAACUGGGAACAGUUGAGAGCAGCCGUGGGUAACAGUGGGGCAGGGGAGCAGCACUGCAGUCCCACGGCACCAAAGCCCAUGCCUGGAGCUGCCUCCUGAAUGCACUUUCUCUCUGGUUAGUCUGUCUUGCAGGGCUGGGGACUCAUAGGGGUCCACCACCCCCACUGGUGCUUUGAGAAGCUGCUCCCCCUCUGCAGGGUAUCCUGGAGUGGCUGAGCCUUUAGCUGGGACGUACUGGCACCUUGCAAGGGAACGGGAAAGCUUCUGGCAGGGUCCAAGGCUCUUGCCGGGAACUUCCCAUGAAAUUUACACAAUAGAAAGGACUUUAUUAAAUAAAGUAUUGGCAGGAAGAAGA